Messenger RNA from Gavialis gangeticus (Gharial), 2772 nucleotides. It is a transcript of the gene ADCYAP1, whose product is annotated as adenylate cyclase activating polypeptide 1. Bases 640 to 1158 code for a protein of 172 amino acids. The transcript has 6 exons. Gene Ontology annotation, molecular function: pituitary adenylate cyclase activating polypeptide activity; peptide hormone receptor binding; neuropeptide hormone activity. Lineage: Eukaryota; Metazoa; Chordata; Crocodylia; Gavialidae. Gene Ontology annotation, biological process: neuron projection development; neuropeptide signaling pathway; regulation of protein localization. Gene Ontology annotation, cellular component: neuron projection; perikaryon; extracellular region. The record is from RefSeq and is a predicted model, not a curated record.
UCAUGAAUAAAAAUCCGAACGCCACAACAGGGCAACAAACACUAUCGUGCCGGCCUUAAAGGUAACACGCAGGCGGCUGUUUACAAAGAAGGCUCUCGGUAAAGCAAGGGGUUUGCUGCUCAUUGCCUAGAUUGCGAGCUGAGGAAGGCUGGCCAACUUCGGAGCCUCCGAGCAAGGAUCAGAAGAAGGAGAAAGCGGAAGCUGAAGCAUCUCAGUGGAGGGGAAGACCUGGGGAAGAGAUCAGCCUCCCGCAGGCAGCUGCCAGGCACAGCCCUCGCCUGUCUCCCUCCUCCUCCUCCGCCUGCCUUGGCUUUCUCCUCCGCAGCCCAGCGCUCCUCUCUGCCGGGCUCGCUUCCCUCCCUCCCCCCUGCCCCUUCCCCAGGCUGACUCCGUGCUGCUUCCUGCAAACUUUUUUUUUGCCCUUUUUUUUUUGUCCUCCCCCUCCCCCCCCCAGCGGAUCCCAGCACAGCCGCGCGUUUUGCCCAGCGGAGAGGCGAUGCCGCGAGAGUUUUAACCGCUGAAACUUGGGAGACACUUCUCCUCCUCCUCCUCCUUAUCCGCUCCCCUCAUCCCCGAUCUCCCCUUUCUGUUUGCAGCAAACGCUCUCAGUGCCGGGUGUGAAGAGUUUCAUGAGUGGCAAUGUGUAGCAAAGCGAUCCUAGCGCUGCUGGUCUAUGGGAUAAUAAUGCACUGCAGCGUCUACUGCUCACCUGCGGCCGGGCUCCAGUACCCUGCGCUAAGGCUGGAAGAUGAAGUGUACGACGAGGAUGGCAACAUGCUGCAGGACUUCUCCUACGACCGAGACCCCCUGGGCUUAGCCAACCCCCCGUCCGCGCUAGACGACAUGUACACCUUAUACUACCCGCCGGAAAAGAGGCACGCCGAUGGCAUCUUUAACAAAGCCUACAGGAAAGUCCUGGGCCAGUUAUCCGCGAGGAAGUACCUGCACUCUCUGAUGGCCAAGCGGGUGGGCGGUGCCAGCAGCGGCCUGGAAGACGACUCGGAACCGCUCUCCAAACGGCACUCGGAUGGCAUCUUCACAGACAGCUACAGCCGCUAUCGGAAACAAAUGGCUGUCAAGAAAUACUUGGCAGCGGUCUUGGGGAAAAGGUAUAAACAAAGAGUUAAAAACAAAGGACGCCGAGUAGCGUAUUUGUAGCGAUGAGUAACCAGCCACGCCUGUGUAUACAAUGCCCUAAAAAAAAAAAAAAAAGAAAAAAAAAGAAAAAAAAAAUCAUUUCCAAACUGACUGAACAAUCACCGCUCCUGUGUUAUUUAAACAUGUAUUUAUGUAUGAAGUAAAGCCAUUAAAUGAAUAUUUUGAUAAUAAUAUUGUUUUUCUUUUGUACAAAAAGCACUAGAGAAACGCACAGAUCUACUUUGUGGACCAAUCCUUAAGUUAUAUAUAUACUAUAUAAAUAUAUAUAUAUAAAUACUACUUGCUGAGACUAGAGGACAAAUCUUCAUAUAAAGCGUGCACAAGAGCAAGAAUUCGCCUGAGCUGUUUAUGUUUUUAUAUAAAAUAAAUAGAAAAAAAAAGACAAUCAUUGUUUUGAAUAUUGCUCCUAUUUUUGUAACGGAAAUUAAAAAGGAGAGUAUUUUUAUCCACGACAGGGUCGAAGACAUUAAUAUUCACCAUUUGCUACUGUAUAUAGACAAUGAUGCCCUACUACAAGGAGAUUAUGAUGAUAAUGAUUUGGGAGAAUUUCUGAGGCAGAUUCUUUUCCCUGGUGAGUCCCAAGACAGGCUCUUUUGCCACAAGCCUAUCUGAAGGGGCACGGCCCCCCUUGCUAGAGAUUUCAAUUUUUCUGCUUUCUUUGAUUCCAGUUUUAUAUGUAUUUGUGUCUCCUCAAACACUGAUCGGAGCGGAUUAAUCCUCCGGCGGUGAAACAACAGCUCUAUCAAAAUUUGUGCAUCUCUGUUGACUAUUGGAGGGUGGGGGAGGACUAUAUAUAUAUAUCUAUAUCUAUAUCUAUCUUUAAAAGAAAACAACGAUCUCUAAUUAGCCCCGUUCUUUAUUCUACUUGCUGGUUGGGCAUAGCUACAGAACAAAGCAAGCCGGAAAUUAGACCCAUUGAAAAAAGAGUUUGAAAUUUAGCUACUGGAAGCGAUAGAGCGCAGAUCAGAGAGGAAGUGCCCCUAACGGGUGGGUGGCGUCAGGCUGCCAGAAGACCUGGGUAACAUGAGACGAUCCCACUUGAGAUCCACUACCCAGCUGAUCUCGGUCAGCUUGGUACUGGACUCGAUGCAAAGUACAAUGUGUUACUCUCUCCAGUGCUGUCCAUGCUUCUCAUCAUGUGUAAUGGCCAGGAAUCUCUCCCUUUGAAUCUUUCAAUUGGAGUUGCUCCUUUCCUUUGUUGUUUUCUUGUAGCCCUUUCAUCCUGUCUUGCAGUAUUUAAGCUCUGUUACCCAUCGGAGUCAGUUCUUUUUCUCCUUCUUUUCUUUUUUAAAAAGAUUGUGAACGCCUCUCUCACUCUUCUGUUCUGUUUUAUGCAAGCUCUUAUUGUAAAAGUUUAGGAACCCCUGUUGUAGCUACCACUAAAUAAUUAUGCACUACUACUGAAGUUUUUGUUCUUUGUUUAUUGAGUUUGGAGGUAAAAUGUAUUUUUCUACAUUAUGGCUUAUUGCUGAGUAAAAUUUAUUUCAUAAAACCAACUUUUGUCAAUACAGAAUGUGUAGUGUUCACCUGCGGUUCAGUUUCUAAUGACCGAUAAAUCAUUUUAACCUCAUCUUUAUAUGUACGGAGUUAUAUCUUACCUUCUGGAAAAAAAAA